AUGGCAGAGAGAGAGAGAAACAGCAGCCCUGGCACUCCCCCAACCAGCUCCUCUCUGGAUGAAUCCGGGCACCCUUUGGGCUCCCCCCUUGGCGUCUGUGCCCGUGCAGGUGAGCCAAAAUACCGCUGCGGCCACAGCAGGAUCCUCCUGCAGGAAGACUUGCAGAAUCUCUGCAGGAAUCCCUCUUACACAGCCUGCCUGACCUGGAUUAUACGAAACAGUAGCAACCCCAUUUGUCAGGGUUGUAAGGCAGAAGAUUCUGGUCUUGCCGGGGAAGAAAAUUUACUCUCUGAAGAAAAGGGUCUUAGCGCAGCUGCCAUUAACAAGGAGGUUCCGGGAUCUGCGGUGCAUUGUGGGAUACCAAGAUGCAGCUGGAUGGGCGCCAUGACCAAUUUGGAAGAUCAUCGGCGCGUGUGCGAAUAUGUCCUGGUCAACUAUGGUCAGGCAGCGAUGUGCAGGAUGUCGAUGGAUCCAAACGCUGGCAAUAUCCCCGGGACAUCCAAGAACGAACACCAGAAUCCUUCAGGACUUUCCUCCAGCGAUGAAGACUGCCGAUUCUCCAGCAUUGGAUGCCUGUUCAAGGGAAACGCAGGGGAUCAAAGAGUGCAUGAGAAAAACGCUGCAGGAAGACAUCUGUUGCUGCUGCUCCAGUACGUCAAGCACCUGAAGGCCAGUUCUUCCCCAAGAGGCAGUCAGCCCAGCUCACCUUUAAUAGAUGCCAAGCUUUGGAUGAAUGGCCCUCUCAGCCUGCAGAUUCAAGAUCCUGGGGGAGACAGCCCCUUCUCUGCAUUGCCGGUGGAGGAGGGGGAGGUGAGCUGGUGCACGCUCUUGAGGAGAGUGAAGAGGGUCUCUUGGCUGGAGAGCAAGCUGCAGGUCUUUGAGAACAUCACGUCUGUGCUGAGCAAGGAGAUGACUACAUCCCGCCAGAAGAUCUUGGCCUUCCGGGGACAGAGGGGCCUUGACCAAGAUAUGAUUCGCGGCUUAGAGCUGAAGAUUGCCGAUCUCCAGCGAUGCCUGGUGCAGAAAGAUGCCACCCUUACUAGAUUGGAGAAGCGACUUCACUCCUCUGAGCAAGCUUCUUAUGAUGGUGUCUUCCUCUGGAAAAUUACAGAUAUACACCAGAAAUGCUAUGAAGCCAUAUGUGGGAAGAUCAACAGCUUUCAGUCCCCUGCAUUCUACACCUCUCGAUACGGGUACAAACUGUGCAUGAGGAUCUAUCUGAAUGGAGAAGGCAGAGGCAGGGGAACACAUAUCUCGCUCUUCAUCGUGCUUCUCAAAGGGGACUAUGAUGCCCUGCUCCCCUGGCCAUUCACACACAAGAUAACCUUCAUGUUACUCAGUCAGGACAACGGAGACCAUCUUGUGACAGCUCUCCAUCCUGAUCCCACCUCCGCCUCAUUUCAGAGGCCAGGGACUGACAUGAACGAGGCCAAUGGCUUUGCCCGGUUUGUCCCUUUGGCCAAAUUACAGUCACCGAAAUACACUUAUUUAAAAGAAGGCACCUUGUUCCUCAAGUGCAUCGUAGAAACCAGUUCGUGAAUCCCUCUUUCUGGAGCGAGGGCAUAGGUAAAAGCUGGGAGCAACAUUGGAAACAUCUCAGGUUAUGGUAUAACAUGGCCCGGAUAAGGUCGAUUCAGGGUGAUCUAACCUGCAUUGAAACCAGUUUGGCUCUGCACUGGAGCCAGCCGUGUGCUCCAGUUUCCUGUCUCCACCUCCUUUCCUUGAGUCCCUAGUCCUAGCCCACACUGCCUUUGUGUCAUUUUUAAAAGCUGUUUUCCUUUCAUUGCAAAAGUCAAACGCUGGCAUGACAAGAUGACAAAUGUGGCUGUUUUUGUGAACAUGUGAAAUGCCAAGCUUUGGGUGUCGUGUGUGAGAAUUGUCACGUUACAUUUUUCUGUCAGGAGUGCAACUUUCAGCUCAUUAAUUUUUUUUUAAAUUAAUUGACCGGAAGCAGGGUUGUAAACCCCAUUAGAAAGGUUUUAAUUGGUGUACAAUGGAUCCUGUGUAGUUUAUUUAACUGACUGAUUAAACGUGCAUCUGA
This is a messenger RNA of Python bivittatus (Burmese python), 2041 nucleotides long. RefSeq names its product TNF receptor associated factor 1 (gene TRAF1). The record is from RefSeq and is a predicted model, not a curated record. NCBI's taxonomy places the organism in Eukaryota, Metazoa, Chordata, Lepidosauria, Squamata, Pythonidae. Gene Ontology annotation, biological process: regulation of canonical NF-kappaB signal transduction; regulation of apoptotic process; signal transduction. Gene Ontology annotation, molecular function: zinc ion binding; tumor necrosis factor receptor binding. Gene Ontology annotation, cellular component: plasma membrane signaling receptor complex; cytoplasmic side of plasma membrane.